Staurois parvus is the source of this 4308-nucleotide messenger RNA. The record is from the annotation of a GenBank genome assembly. Lineage: Eukaryota; Metazoa; Chordata; Amphibia; Anura; Ranidae.
AUGACUGAAGAAAUGGAACGUCCCAGAAGUGGCCUCAGUGUGGCCAGCAGCAUUGCCACAACCACCUCUACCAGUCUGGGGUCAAGGCCAUCAACCAGAGCAAUAAAAAGAGUGCACACAUUUGGAAAAAGAGAAUAUUCAAUUAAGAGAGACCCCAAUUCUCUCUGUGGUCAUUCGGGGCUGGCUCUAUAAACAGGACAGUCAAGGCUUACGACUUUGGAAGAGAAGAUGGUUUGUGCUGUCUGAUUUUUGCCUAUUUUAUUACCGAGACAGCCGAGAGGAGACCGUACUUGGCAGCAUUCUGUUACCAAGUUAUGAAAUCUUACCUGCAAACCCAAGAGAAGUGAAAAAUAGGAGAUUUAGUUUUAAGGCAGAACAUCCUGGAAUGAGGACUUAUUAUUUUGGAGCAGACACACAAGAGGACAUGAAUGCCUGGAUCCGAGCCAUGAACCAGUCUGCUCUGGUAGUCGCUGACAACAAAAAACAGAAACAGCCAUGGUCACAUCCUGAAUCCACAGGAUGAACUCUAUGCCAGUUAUGAAGAUUUUUCCCAUAGCGAAAUCAACACUGUGGGCGAUGAUGGAAAAAGUGCUGAAUCUCUGGAGAUUGCUCACCUGUCUGAGACCAGAUCACAGGAUGAGAGCUCCAGGGACAGCCUGCCUGAACAGGACAGAAACGGAGACUUGGAGAAGGACCGCUUGUUCAGCGGACUAAGAGAGUCCUUAACAGAUGCCAUACAACAUUACACAUCUGUGUCUCAGAAUGGGUCGGUACCGCCACCAACACCAGAGAGUAUGCUGAAGAAUCUAGAAUUCACUUAUAGCAAACAAGACGUGGAAAGCAAGAUGUCUCUGGAGGGGAAGGACUCUAUACCAGAAGAUGAAGAGUGGGUGCCUUUUCAUAAGGAGCAACCUUCAGCAGAACUUUAUCAAGCUAGGAGUCCUCCUAGAUCUCAUCCUAAUGGAUUUGAAUGUCCACAUGACGAAUAUUCCUCUGUUGUCUCGUGCUCUGCCCCUUCCUCUCCUGCCAUGCUGCCUACUCAUAUAUACAACUCUGAAGUUGUGGAUAGAAAUUGGAAUUCAAGAGAUGAAAAGUUCAUACAACAGAAUGAGAGUGUGGAAAAACUCGGGAUGUAAGGAGUAUGGCCAUAAAUCCUUCCUCUCCAUCAAUCACAGCAUGUCCUUCGGCAGAAAAAAUUGAGUACAUGGCUCAAAGAUUUCUCAAGGCCUCAAGAUCACAAUCUCUUCCACCUGUUUCAUCAGAGGUUACAAGACACCGUAUUGUAAAGAGAAGUCCACCUCCUAACUUGAAGUAUGCAAGUCCUGUCCACUACCUGGACAAUUCCCACCCAAAUGCUGCCCCCCAAAUUAAGUAGUCCUACCAGAAAAGAGACCCCCUUGACCCCAAGUCUCAGCCCCAAAAUCCAGUCUCCCAAGCACAGAGCUGCAUCCAAUGAGGAUGUAUUUGUGGCUGUGACUGGAUCUCCUUCCUUGGGUAGGAUCACUGUUAGAUCCAACACACCCAUUGGACGUGUGGACAUCCUUCCUUCAGAAGACAGGGUUCCCAAUUCUGCACUUGUCAGACAUAAUGACGAAAGAACUGGGGAGUACUAUGUGACCAGCUCCAGGACCAGAAGUCACAUUGUUAAAUCUGCAUCCAGACCUCAAACUCCAUCAGACAGGUAUGAUGUCUUGCCUUCUGAUGAAACUUUUGCAGCUUCAACUUUGGCAAAGGGACUAAAUCGAUAUACCAGGAGAUCUCAGCCUUUGGGAGCAGAAGAUGAAAGGAUGGUAGAUGGCGGAGGAAUGAGUUUACCUUCAAGAACCCAUGGCUAUCCUAACAGCAGAAUACAAAUAAGACCAAACACUCCAUCAGAACGAGUAAUUGUGGAAGAAUAUUCUCCUGAACUAUCUUUAACCCCAUCAAUGAGAAGACAUCGGAGCCAAGGACCAAGGUUUUCUGAGCGGUCAUUGCACCCUCCGGCAGCUUUUUCUGGCCGGAGUCUUGGCUACACACCGAGGCACCUGUCAAAUAUGGCUUCAGCAAAUUACUCCCAGUUGCCUCCUCUGCCUCCCAGUUUCCACCCGUCCACAUUUGCCUGCAGGAAAGAGGAUGUCAUUGAGUGCUGUGCCUUCAGGACCAGCCCAGUAUCAGAACAGAGGUCCUUAUCCAGGACGUGUUCCUGAAAAUAACAUUGAUGUUCUUCUGACCAAGAUGUGUGGCCAAGAUAAACUUCUUAUCAGCAUUGAAGAUGAGUCUGCUCACUUUAAAGCUGAAAAGGAGAAACUGGAGGAUGCUCUUCAGUUAACUCAUCAUCACCUGGAAGAGUUCCAAGGUCAGGAACAGGUGAUUGAGAACAUCUGGUACCAGCAGAGGAUGCUGCAGGAUGACCUGGUGUAUGUGCGAGCCAAGCUGUGCGACCUCUCCCUGGAACGAGAUAGAGCAUGGGAUGAAUACAGAGCAUUGGAAAACGAGCUGCAUACAGUCAGAGAAACUUUGGAACGUGUCAGUCAGAUUGGACAUCCACAGGACCAGGCAGCAGCUCAGAGGGAUCUUUGGAUGAUCAACGACACCAUUUCAGGGCUUCGAUUUAAUAAACCCAACUUCCAUGUCAUUCCUGAUUCUACAAGACGCCCAGCUGUGAUGGUGCCGCACAGUCCAGUCAGUGAUACACAGCCCACCUAUCAGAGAAGCUUCCUACACCAUCAUUCCGGAAUGAAUCCUCAGAGUCCAAGAGACAAUCCCAGUGACUUUGAAGUUAUUCCACCCAGACCUCCUCUCCCGAAGGAUCAUCAGACAGCCAGUGAGGGAACAGAGGAGCUGAACAGAGGCCUUUCAAGUAAACAGAAUCAACAAGAUCAUCUUAAUGAACAGCAGGAAAACCACACAGCACCACAAUCAAGCACAUCAAGUGAUGCAGCAUUGCCAAGCAGAGAUGUCAUAGAUGCUCAUCCCAUGCAGGUUUCUUCCCCAGUGUCCAUACCUGCAAGUCAUAAAAUGACCUUGGAAACUAAGGCUUCCCCUCCUAAUAUGCCAGAAAUGGGAACAGUCCGGAAACAGAGAAUGAGUGCUGAGGAGCAGCUGGAGCGAAUGCGUAGGCAUCAGGAAGCUCAGAUUCAUGAAAAGCCUAAACCUGGUGUGACUGCACAACGCCAAAAUUCUCAGAGGUCCUCAGCCAGUUCAGUAGGUGGUCGGCUGAGGUCCUUGUCAUCGGAUACAUUCCCAACUGGAACAAAUUCUCAGCAAGCAGAGAAGACUUCUUCAGAACAGAGAAAGCCAGCACUGGUGAGAGUGACAGCCUCAUUCUACCCCAACACUGUGCCCAGCCAUCAGCACGGAAAGCAAGGAAAUAAUAACAUCAGAGGAUCAUCCCUUGACAUGGCACAGGAUGACCCAACAUAUUGUGUUGUGAUGGAACCUCAGGGAGAAAGCAUCACCACUAUAUCAAGUCAUGAGAUUUCUCCAAUGGUUAGGAUGACACCUCCAUUGAGAACAACCAGUAAGAUUGUCACUGCCACCUGCAUGCAAAUGAAAAAAGAUAUUCCAGAUGGCAACCAUGACAAGGAAAGGGAGAGAUCAGAGGUCAAGACAAACUCUGCCCUGCAACUUGAUCUGCAAAGAACUGCAGAGAAGAUGAAGACCUCUGCUUCCAGUGCAAGCCCUGCUACAUCCCCCGGGGGUUUCAGGCGACUGUCAGAUGAGGGUUUUACCACUCCAAUAGAAGGGGAGAGGGAGCGAAUUAUCAACUUGUCCUAUACUCUUGCUACAGAGGCCUCGGAGCGCAGCAAAAUUAUCACAGCCAAAGCAUUAGCUGAAGACUAUGAUGCAAGCAGUGAUAUCUCCUCUUCAGAUGAAACCUAUCCCUGGGACUUCAUUAUGCAAGAUUCCUGUAGCAGCAAAACAUCUGAAGCCAAGACUUACCAGUUCAAAGCCACUUCCAAUCCACAUCAAGAGGAAAGAACCUCCACCAACAAAGAUGGAAGCUCCUCUUCAGCAAUUGUCCCAAACCAGCAGAGUUCUGUUGGAGCUUCUAGUCCUGAUACUGCCAAAGACAGGCCAAAUAAGCGCCUUUUAGACCAUCUUCAUUAUGAGAACUGGCCUGGCCAUAAACAUGAUGGAAAUAAAAGUCACUUUCCAGCCACAAAACAGGAUAGCAGUGCUCCAGCCAAGUGUAAUGGACAGGUGGCCAAAUAUGAUUUCCUCAUAGAGGACUUGCAUUAUAAUCCAUUGAACCUGGGCAAAGUCACUGACUAUUGUAAGGAGGAAAGAGAGCCCAUCCGGAUUACACUUCUCCAGUCCAGCUUCUAA